AUGUGUCCAGAAAACGUAGAUUUAUUUUCCGCAAUUAGUCUUUCUGCGAACAUUGUUGCUCGUAGGGUUGAACAUAUUGAAAUAAAUAUUAAAUCACAGCUAAAAGACAAAGCCAGCAAGUUUGUAUGCUUUUCUGUUGCACUUGAUGAGUCAAUUGAUGUAUCAGACACAUCCCAAUUGUUAUUGUUCAUCAGAGGAAUAAAUGCCAAUUUUGAGAUUACUGAGGAACUUGUAUCUGUGCACAGCAUGCAUGGAACAACAACAGGCAUAGAUAUUUUUAGAGAAGUGGAAAAGUCAGUGGCUGAGUAUAAUUUGGAAUGGAAAAAACUAAAAUGCAUAACAACAGAUGGUGGCAGAAAUAUGUGUGGAACCAAAAAGGGCUUAGUUGGGCAAAUUAACAAAGUAAUUGAGAAUUCCGGUGGAUUGAAACCUUUGGUAUUGCAUUGUAUUCUUCAUCAGCAAGCACUGUGUGGAAAGCAUCUUGAUUUAUCAUCUGUAUUAGAUCCUGUGAUUUCCACUGUUAACUACAUAAGAUCUCAUGGACUCAAACAUCGCCAAUUUCGUGAUUUCUUGGAGGAAAUGAAUGCUGAGUUUCCAGACCUACCUUACUAUACUUCAGUAAGAUGGCUUAGCUAUGGAAAAAUUCUGGCUAGAUUUUUUGAGCUUCGAACUGAAAUUGAAAUAUUUUUAAAUGAGAAAAACCAUUCACAGGUGUUGCUCAAAGACAGUGAAUGGCUCUGGAAAUUAGCAUUUUCAGCCGAUUUAACUAUGCAUCUCAAUGAUUUCAACCUACGGAUACAAGGUGAAACUUCACUCAUCUGUGAUUUGUACUCAAAGGUGAAAGCUUUUCGUAAGAAAUUAAUACUAUUUGAAAGUCAGUUAACAAGAAGCUGCUUUACUCAUUUUUCACGAUGUGACAAAUAUAGACAGGAAGCUGCACUCACUCCAUUUCCAAACUUGUUUGCUCAAGAUGUCAGUUAG
This is a messenger RNA of Octopus sinensis (East Asian common octopus), 981 nucleotides long. Its product is annotated as general transcription factor II-I repeat domain-containing protein 2-like. NCBI's taxonomy places the organism in Eukaryota, Metazoa, Mollusca, Cephalopoda, Octopoda, Octopodidae. The transcript has a single exon. The coding region runs from base 1 to 981 and encodes 326 amino acids. The record is from RefSeq and is a predicted model, not a curated record.